ACAGAUGCUUAUUUGUAGUAUACAGGAACACUUUAUCAUUUUACUUUGUAAAACUUGUUUAUUCCCCUGUGAAACGGUUUGCCCCAUAUUUACUAGUAAAAGUUACACACAUUCUAGGCUGUAUAAUACGCAGUGCUAGUUUACAAUCAUCACACACCGUACAGUAAACGCAAAACCGGGUUCUGAUAGUGUGUACUCCUCGGUUAAAGUCGUUAAACUGUUCCACGUUUGUGACAGACACCUAUCUCUAAAGCUCCAAACUACAAAGUAAAGCACCCCUUGUCUUUUCCCCAGCUCGGGCUGGUGGUUUAGGGGUGGCCGUCGGCAGGUAGGCGAGGAAGGAAAAAGGGACCCCCGAUCAGCUGACCGGCAGCCAUUUUGCCAACCAUUUCUGGCUUUUGCGGAACUUUUUGCAGGCUAGCCGAGGAACGGGUAGCUGGGUGUCCCUCCUCGAUUUAGUCGUCAUGUUUAUGGACCUGCCCCUUGUGUAGCAGACAGGAAUGAAAGCAUAACUGUGCAGGUCACGCUGGGACUCGGAGGGGCUACUUGAGCAAGUUUUUACCCUAAACCAGUAAAACAUGGCGCUGAGAAUAGUGAAGGGUAGUAUUGACCGAAUGUUUGAUAAGAAUUUACAGGAUUUGGUACGUGGCAUUAGGAAUCACAAGGAUGAUGAGGCUAAGUACAUUUCCACGUGCAUUGAUGAAAUUAAGCAAGAACUUAAGCAAGACAAUAUUGCAGUAAAGGCAAAUGCAGUGUGUAAGCUGACAUACCUGCAAAUGCUAGGCUAUGACAUUAGCUGGGCUGCUUUCAACAUUAUUGAAGUCAUGAGUGCAUCAAAAUUUACAUUUAAGAGAAUUGGCUACCUUGCUGCAUCCCAGUGUUUCCAUGAAGGAACAGAUGUAAUUAUGCUCACAACCAAUCAGAUACGGAAGGACCUGAGUAGCCCCACCCAAUAUGAUACUGGAGUAGCCUUGACUGGUUUGUCGUGUUUUGUUACUCCAGAUCUUGCCAGAGACUUGGCCAAUGACAUUAUGACUUUGAUGUCUCAUACAAAACCGUACAUCAGGAAGAAAGCAGUUCUGAUAAUGUACAAAGUUUUUCUGAAGUAUCCCGAGUCACUGCGCCCAGCAUUCCCUCGUCUUAAAGAAAAGCUGGAAGAUCCUGAUCCUGGUGUGCAGUCAGCUGCUGUAAAUGUCAUCUGUGAGUUGGCACGACGCAAUCCAAAAAAUUACCUUUCGCUUGCUCCAUUGUUUUUCAAACUGAUGACAUCAUCAACUAAUAACUGGGUGCUUAUUAAAAUCAUCAAAUUGUUUGGAGCCCUUACACCACUGGAACCUCGACUUGGCAAAAAGCUCAUUGAACCAUUGACUAAUCUGAUACACAGUACUAGUUCUCUGUCUUUUAUUUUUUUUUUGGUGAAUACCAUAAGUUUUGUUUUGGAGGCAUUGAGUCCAGGACUACCAAAUCAUUCGGCAUCCUUGCUUGUGUGUAUGAACUCAUUAAGGAUGUUUCUUGCUGAUACUGAUCAGGGAUUGAAGUACCUGGGUUUACUGGCAAUGUCGAAGAUCCUGAAGACCCAUCCCAAAUCAGUGCAGUCUCACAAAGAUCUCAUUCUCCAGUGCUUAGAUGACAAAGACGAAUCCAUACGCCUUCGAGCAUUAGACCUUCUUUAUGGAAUGGUUUCUAAAAAAAACUUGAUGGAAAUUGUGAAGAAGUUGCUGAUUCAUGUGGACAAAGCUGAGGGAACAACUUACAGGGAUGAGCUGUUAACCAAAAUAAUCGAUAUCUGCAGUCAGUCGAACUAUCAGUACAUCACCAACUUUGAGUGGUACAUCAGCAUCCUGGUGGAACUUACAAGGUUAGAAGGCACCCGUCACGGCCAUCUCAUUGCUUCUCAGAUGCUUGACGUUGCCAUUAGAGUGAAAGCAAUUCGAGCGUUUGCUGUUUCGCAGAUGGCCAUGUUAUUGGACAAUGCUCACCUGCUGACUGGAAACACUCAGCGAAAUGGAAUAUGUGAAGUACUUUAUGCUGCAGCAUGGAUCUGUGGCGAAUUUUCAGAACAUCUCCAGGAACCUCAUGUGACUUUGGAAGCCAUGCUGAGGCCUAAAGUUACCACAUUACCUGGCCACAUCCAGGCAGUUUAUGUGCAGAAUGCAGUUAAGCUCUAUGCGUCUCUGCUCCAACAGAAAGAGCAGGCCGAAGACAAAGAAGGGGCACUGCAGGUCACAGCCCUUAUGAUCGAGAGACUCCCUCAAUUUGUACAGAGUGCAGAUCUGGAAGUGCAGGAAAGGGCAUCUUGCAUCCUACAGCUGAUGAAAUACAUUGAGAAACUUCAUGUGAAGGCUGUUCCUGUCUCAGAGGAAGUCACUGCCCUGUUUGCUGGGGAAUUGAAUCCUGUGGCUCCCAAAGCACAGAAAAAAGUGCCGAUACCUGAUGGGUUAGACCUUGAUGCCUGGAUAAAUGAACCACCAUCAGAAAGUGAAUCAGAAGACGAAAGACCUCAGACCAUUUUCCAUGAGGAGGAACAUAAGCACAGCAAGCACAGACAUGUUGAAAUGGACGAAGAAGAGCUUGCCAGGCGUCGAGAAGCACGGAAGCAAGAACAAGCCAAUAAUCCGUUUUAUAUCAAGAGCUCCCCUUCAUCUCAUAAGGGAUACCAUGACACUCCUGGUGUGGACCACAUUCCUGUUGUGCAGAUUGACCUUUCUGUGCCCUUGAAAGUUCCAGGAAUUCCUAUGUCUGACCAAUAUCUUAGGUUGGAGGAGGAACGCAGACACAAACAGAAAAUAGAGAAAGACAAACGGAAAAAAAAGAAACAGAAGAAGGAGAGGAGGGGUCCCCAUCGACGUCAUGAUUCGUUGCAGACAGAAAGUGAUGAAGAUAUCCCUCCUGCACAGCAAGUCGACAUUAUCACAGAGGAGAUGCCUGAGAAUGCUUUGCCUAGUGAUGAAGAUGAGAAAGACCCCAGCGACCCCUAUAGAGCCCUCGAUAUUGACCUUGAUCGGCCUUUAGCAGACAGUGAAAAACUGCCAGUUCAGAAACACAGAGCUAUGGAGGACCAAAAAUCUCCUGAAGAAAAUAUAUUUUCAGACCAAAAGAGCAAGAAAGUUACCAAGAAACUGAAAAAAGAAAAGGAGAAAGUAAAACGGAGGGAUGCUGAGAAAAAGAAAAGUAAAGUAAAGGAUGAUAAAAAACGUAGGAAAUCAUCCCCAGUUACAGAAGACAAAGAACCUACAGAAGAUGACCAAGUGUUCACAGAACCCAAAGAGAAAACUGAGAAAAGUACUGCUGAUGACUCUGAGUUGGAUUUCUGGCUAUCUAACACUCCAGUACCCACUGAAGUGGAGCCCUGUCCUGACCUACAGACUGCAGUGUCUGAACCAGAUGAAACCCUAAAGGAGAACAUACAGAGUGAAGAAAAGGAGGGUCCUAAGUCCUCAAAGAAGAAGAAGAAGCACAGAAAAGAUAAGGCUGAGAAGACAAAAGAUGAGAAGAAAUCUAAGAAAAAGAAACACCACAGUGAUAAGGAGAGAGUGGAGGCCAUGCAGAAUGGGACCUUAGAUGAUGAGCCUUUACCGCCCAUGUCUAAUUACACUCUUCUUGCUGACGAUUCCUACAUAACAGUGACGUAUGACAUCCAAGGAAACCUGCAGAAUGAGAGUCAAGUGGUGGUUUCCGUAAUAUUUGAGAACAAAUGCAACAGUUACUUGAAAUCAAUGGAAUUCAAUGUUCUUGACUCUCUCAACACUAAACUAAUCCGUCCAGAAGGCUCUACUGUUCAUGAUGGUAUUCCUGUUCCAUUUCAGCUUCCUCCAGGUAUCGCAAACGAGGCUCGGUUUGUGUUCACUGUCCAGAGUGUCGUUAUGCCCCAGAAGUUGAAGGGAACUCUGACGUACAUAGUUAAAAAUGAAGACGGCUCAAGUCAUGAAAAACUUGACUUCAAAUUGCACUUUUCCUGCACUUCCUAUCUAAUCACAACACCUUGCUACAGUGAUGCAUUUGCUAAGUUGUUGGAAUCUGGUGAUAUGAAGAUGAGUUCUUUGAAGGUAGAUGGGAUUGAUAUUUCAUUCCAACAUCUUUUGGCAAAGAUCUGCUUUUACCUUCAUUUUUCAGUUGUUGAACGAGUUGACCCGUGUGCAUCUAUGUAUAGCCGUUCAAUCCAAGGUCACCACAUUUGCUUAUUAGUUAAAAAGGGGGAAAAUCAUGUUUCUGUUGAUGCAAAAUGCAGCGACUCUUCAUUUCUAAGCAACUUGCUGGAUGAAAUCAAGGAAAUGCUGUCUAAGAAGUGCUGAAUGUUCAUUUUAAAUACUACUGCUGCUGCCACACUAAAAAGGAUUUAAAUGUUACGUUGUUUCCAUUAACGUAUGUAUUGUACCAGGCACCAUGAGUUUAAUUUACCCCAACAACUGUACCCAGUUUAAACUAUUUGAAGUCUGUGUAUUACCACAAAACAGUACAAGCCCCCUGUUUUUGGUCCUGUUACUUCAGCCCCCCUCUUUUUGGUCCUGUUACUUCAGCCAUUUACUGUUCUUUUCCAGCUUGUAGGCCUUAUAGCAGAUGUGGUUUAACAGUGGCUGUGGGUGUUUCAGAAGUGGGGAGGGGGGCACAUCAAACACCUGUUGCUAGUUUGGGUAUAAAGAUAAAAACAUUUGCAUCACUGGUUAGUGUUGUGAGAACUGACCAAUCUUUUUGCAAGCAGUUAAUUAAAUUGCAUACUGCACUCUGUACUGUGAAGAAUGCCUUCACAUCUGAUUCCCUAGAAAGAGUUUUCUGUAAAGAGCGACUGUACUUAUUCCAAUGUUUUUGUUACCAUGGACACUACAUUUUGUCUAGAAUAAAGGCUUUGAGAAGGUGAUGGAAUCUUAAAACACCAA
Protopterus annectens (West African lungfish) is the source of this 4874-nucleotide messenger RNA. It is a transcript of the gene AP3D1, whose product is annotated as adaptor related protein complex 3 subunit delta 1. The record is from RefSeq and is a predicted model, not a curated record. Gene Ontology annotation, cellular component: membrane coat; presynaptic endosome; endosome membrane. Gene Ontology annotation, biological process: neurotransmitter receptor transport, postsynaptic endosome to lysosome; protein targeting to vacuole; anterograde synaptic vesicle transport. The transcript has 36 exons. The coding region runs from base 579 to 4292 and encodes 1237 amino acids. Lineage: Eukaryota; Metazoa; Chordata; Ceratodontiformes; Protopteridae.